This is a messenger RNA of Rotaria sp. Silwood2, 1005 nucleotides long. Lineage: Eukaryota; Metazoa; Rotifera; Eurotatoria; Philodinida; Philodinidae. The record is from the annotation of a GenBank genome assembly.
AUGUCUAUUAGUCGUGUUAAACAAUGUACCAUUUGUCCUAUACGUGUUGACGGAGAAGCUGGAUACCUGCGCCAUAUGCGACAAGUGCAUGGGAAUGAUCGUUUAUUUGGCACAAACUGCCCAUUGUGUGACUCUUAUUUCAUAUUUACUAAUCUAAAAUCUUUUAUGAAUCAUCUUCGUAAUCAUCAUUUAGGUCGUUCUUCUCAAGAGAUGCCUCCGUUAUCGUUGCUAUUAGAUUGUAAUGACUUUAAUUUAAACAAUUAUGGUGAAAUUGAAAUUGAACAACAUGAACAACAUGAACAACAUGAACAACAAGAACAACGAAUUUUAUCGUGGCAAUACGAAAAUCAUGAUCCAUUAGAUGAUAUCAAAAAUUUUUAUUUGAAGAUGCUGUUAAAAGUACGAGAAGGUCAUGUACUUCCUGGUAAUGUUAUGAAGACUAUGGCAUUAUCUAUUACCUGUCUAUUAGAAAUUUUUUCAUAUCAUUUGUUAUCAAAGCUUCACAUGAAUAUUAAUAAUGUCAUAUCAAACAAUUUUAACAAUGAUGUUGAAAAAACAUUAUUUGAAAUAUCAGAAAGUGAAGAUUCAUUUAUUUCUUCUUGUCAAAUUUAUUUCAAGUUUGUCAAACCAAAAGAAAUAAUCUUACCUACGGGAAAUAAAGCUUAUUACAUUCCAUUAUGUGAUCUACUCAUGAAUUUAUUUGAAAAAAAAGAUUUUUAUGACAGCAUUAAACAAGAAAACGAAAUUAUAUCUAAAUUUCAUGAAGAAGAUAUUAUUUAUCAUUAUCGAAAUGCAAAAAUUGGACGACAACAUCAUAUCUUAAAUAAUAAUAAAAAUUCUUUAUUAUUACAGUUGUACUCUGAUGAUUUAGGUGUUGUUAAUCCAUUGAUAGGUAAGAAUGCUGCACACAAACUGACAACAUUUUAUUUUUCGCUUGAUGAUUUACCAUCACGCCAUAGUUCAUCUUUAAGACAUUAUGUCAAGGGGGAAACAGCUGAUUAUUGA